AGACAUACUCCAUGAAAGUCGAGGCCUUUAUUCCCGCGGUUUUAUUGCUCUGUUUUUGGGUUCUGUUGGGGUUAGGGACUUCGAGAAUGUUGCAGAUUGCUGAUGAAGGUCACGAGUCUAGGAGUUACAUAAGUUGGGAAGACUUGAGAGUUGUGGAAGAUGUUGGAACAGACAAGAGUUUUAGCAUUAAGCUGUAUAAUUGGAUGAUAACAAAUGCAAACGCAAACGCAAAGGCUGCGAAUAUGAGCAGAGUGAUUGUGGUUGAUAAGAAAGGAAGAGGAGACUCUGUAACAGUUCAAGGAGCUGUUGAUAUGGUUCCUGAUUCCAAUUCACAGAGAGUCAAAAUCUUCAUUCUUCCUGGGAUUUACAGGGAGAAGGUGAUUGUGCCGAAGACAAAACCGUACAUUUCGUUCAUAGGCAAUGAGAGUUAUGCGGAAGACACAGUCAUUAGUUGGAACGAUAAAUCUUCAGACCGUGACAGCAAUGGUGGUGAACUCGGCACUUUCAGAUCCGCCACUGUUUCCAUUGACUCUGAUUUCUUCUGCGCCACUGCCAUCACUUUCGAGAACACAGUGGUGGCAGAGCCGGGAGAGCUAGGGAAGCAAGCGGUGGCGCUGAGGAUUACAGGGGACAAGGCAAUGUUCUAUAAAGUUAGGGUUUUGGGAUCACAAGACACUCUCAAUGAUGCAAUUGGAUCUCACUACUUUUACCAAUGCCAUAUCCAAGGAAAUGUAGAUUUCAUCUUUGGCAACGCCAAAUCACUUUACCAGGCAAGAAUAAUCUUUCUUUUUCAAUCCUUCUGUAUAUCAGAACUACAGGACUGUGACUGUGACAUCCGCUCAACCGCAAAGAGAUUUGGCGCAAUCGCAGCUCACCAUAGAAUGAUGGAGAAUGAUGAUACCGGUUUCUCGUUUGUGAACUGCGACAUCGGCGGUACAGGGAAGGUUUACUUGGGAAGAGCUUGGGGAAACUACUCGAGAACUGUCUAUUCAAACUGUUUCAUAGAUGAUGUCAUCACUCCUGUCGGCUGGAAUGACUGGAACGACACUGACAGGCAAAGGAAGGUACUGUUCGGGGAGUAUAAUUGCAGGGGAAGAGGAGCAGAGAGAAGAGAUCGAGUACCAUGGUCCAAGAAUCUUACACAAGAUGAAGUCAAGCCUUUUCUUGGGAGAGAGUUCAUAUAUGGAGAUCAAUGGCUGAAACUC
Molecule: messenger RNA, 1205 nt
Organism: Thlaspi arvense
Lineage: Eukaryota; Viridiplantae; Streptophyta; Magnoliopsida; Brassicales; Brassicaceae
Source: the annotation of a GenBank genome assembly